Messenger RNA from Dentiscutata erythropus, 198 nucleotides. The record is from the annotation of a GenBank genome assembly. Lineage: Eukaryota; Fungi; Glomeromycota; Glomeromycetes; Diversisporales; Gigasporaceae.
AUGUUGUUUGAUAAGUUGCUAAAUAAGAAAUUAAAGGCUGUAAAAACAGUGCAAAGACCAGAUCCAAGAGAAGUACUGCAUGCAGUAGUAUUUCAAAAAGCGACUCUCGUUAAAUUGUUAUGUAACUAUGAAGCCCCACCCUUCUCGCAAGAGUUGCCUUUGUUGUUGUAUUAUAUAGAAAUGAUAGUUAUGCUGUGA